AACAAAAUCUUAGUGGCCAUCAGGGCGACUCCGCACAACAAAAUCCAACUCUUAUUCGCCGCAUCUGAGUUCCCCACAGCAUUAAAAAUUCAGCGGAAUGCGACUGGCCACUUGGUCAGGUUGGAAGGUGCUUCAGCAUUGGUACUGGACUGGUUGUCUCUUCGACAUAAAUUCAAUUACUCUAUCUUGGACAUCAACGGCCCUCCACGUCCGAUUCAAACCCUUGAACCUGCUGGACCAAACAAUCCAGGGCUCAUCAGCUACGUAGUUAGAGGGGAAUGUGACGGGAUUCUCGCCAUCAUCAACGCGACACCGGACCGUUCACGCCGUCUGGAACUUGUCCAGCAAUGGUUCUACACGCCGAUUGCCUUUCUGAUUCCAACCCCUGAAGUUUCGCAAAUGAACGUCGAUGCCGUGAUUAAACCAUUUCAGUUAUGGGUGUGGGUGAUGUUAUUUGUAUCUGCCGCCUCCGUCAUCAUCGCAUUGCUGUACUUCAAUUGCCUCAUUCUCAAUAAGGAGAUGAAAUUCUCCGCUGCUGAUGACGAAGAAAAGAUGUCAAUCGUAUCUCCUAUCCGCACCUCUGAGAGCAUUUACAUGUAUGUAGCGGGGACGCUAUUGAAUCAAGGUGGAUACAUUUCCAGCACAUUGACAACCAUCCGGCUAGUGGUGGGGGCCUGGUGCCUACUGACCUUUGUCCUUCUCAACGUCUACAACGGCAUUUUGAUCUCUUACGUCACCGCUACCCGACACGCUCGUCCGCUCAUUAACUCUGUCGACGAUGUCCUAGCCGAUCCCAACAUCCACUUGAUCCUGAAUAAGGGUUUAGGUGCAGACAUUGUAUUUUCAUCCGCCGAGAAGGGAUUGUUCAAGGCGAUGGGCGACAAACUGCGAUCCUAUCCCCACUCGAGAUGCAACUCGACACAGCAAUGCGUCGACAUGAUCAAAACCACACCCCAUCGGCACGUCUACUUGCACGGUUCGGUGGUUUUAAAAGCUGAAAUCCAAAGGGACUACAAGAAAACUGGGCAGUGCCAAUUGACUAUAGCCGCAACAAUGCAGGACGGAUUGGGUCUCGGUUGGGGACUAGCCAAAAACAGUCCUCACUUGGAGAAAUUCAAUCAAGGGACUUUGGAACUUCUUGAAAAUGGACUCAUAUCUUCGUGGUUGACUCGGUUGGAGCCCAACACUCGGCCUUGUUGGAAUAACGACAAGGGCAAUAGCAACGCCAAUAAGAGCGACAAAAAGCCGCUGGUACGAUUGACGCUGAUGAACUUGACGGGAGCAUUUCUUGUUUUGGCGGUUGGAUCUCUAGUGUCCGUGUUGGCGUUCCUGACUGAAGGGAUUCUUUCUCAUUAUUGGAAAAGGCAUCAGCAGAUGACCAGCAUUGCAUAAAAGUCUUACAAAGGAAAAUGAUAGUGCUGGCCACCAUAUAUGAUGGCAACAGCAUAGCAUUUAUUAGUUCGUUACCGCUCCGACACAAAACUCACUAUACUCUGUUUCUGACACAAUUAAACAAAGAUAUAAUUAUAGGUAGUUUAUAUUAUUUAUUGUGUGUGAUAAUGAGACGUAGACCGCUAUGGAUUGAGUAAAAACCCAAACAUGUAUUAAACGGUUAUUGCUGUGUGUAUAGGCUAUAGACAGAAGAUGUAUAGACAGUAGAAUAUCCGAGCUGUAAUCUUAAUUGGAUGUAAUACACAAUCAAUGCACGUUAAA
This is a messenger RNA of Daphnia pulicaria, 1713 nucleotides long. Its product is annotated as ionotropic receptor 93a-like. Gene Ontology annotation, molecular function: ligand-gated monoatomic ion channel activity. Gene Ontology annotation, cellular component: membrane. The record is from RefSeq and is a predicted model, not a curated record. The transcript is spliced from 10 exons. Lineage: Eukaryota; Metazoa; Arthropoda; Branchiopoda; Diplostraca; Daphniidae. Bases 400 to 1392 code for a protein of 330 amino acids.